UCCACAAGACAGCAGAGUUAGAAGAUAGGAUUCUGAGGAGCCUGUCCUGGUGAGAACCCAGAGAACUGCUGCCACCUUCACAGCAACCAUGGGAGAGAAUGCUGGCAGUGAUCAGGUCAAGAAGAAUCUGUAUCAGCUGAGAUGUCACUUCACAUGGGAGCUGCUUUUCAAAGACCUUGACAUACCUGAUUUGGAAAUGAGGAUCACUGAGGAUCUUAGGUUUCUAGACAUCAAAAACCAAGUGGGGAUGCUCAACCUCUGGGCCUAUGUGAAACACCUGAAAGGCCAGUAUGAGGAAGCCCUGCACAGCUUGAAAGAAGCAGAAGCCUUGAUCCAGGGAGAGUAGUUAGGCAAGAGAAACCUGGUGACCUGGAGCAACUGUGCCUGGGUGCAUUACCACAUGGGCAUGUUGGCAGAAACUCAGACCUACCUGGACAAGGUGGAGAACACAUGCAAGGAAUUGGGUAGUCCCUACCGCUAUAGUACGGAGUGUACCGAGAUAGAAUAUGAAAAAGCCUGGACCUUGCUGAAGUGUGGAGGACAGAAUUAUAAACGAGCCAUGGCCUGCUUUCAAUUGGCUCUGAGAGAGGAUCCUGAAAACCCUGAAUACAACAUUGGCUACGCAGUUGCAGCCUAUCACUUAGACUUGGAUUACAAGAAUAUCUCUCUUAUUCCCCUAAGGAAGGCUGUCAGGUUAAAUCCAGAAGAUCCACAUAUUAAAGUGUAUCUUGCCCUGAAACUUCAGGAGGUAGGAUUAGCAGCUGAAGCAGAAACACACAUUGAAGAAGCCCUCAGUAACACAUCCUGCCAACACUAUAUCUUUUGGUGUGUAGCCCAAUAUUACGGAAGGAAAGGCUGCCUAGACAAGGCUCUCAAUCUGCUACACAGGGCCUUGCAGGUGUCACCUGCCUCUGGCUACCUGCAUUACCAACUAGGGCUCUACUACCAUCAUCAAGUGAUGCAACUGAGGACAUCCAUGAAUGAGCAGGCCAGAUGGCAGGCGGCACAACAGGCCGUUUUUGAAUUUCAAGAGACUGUGAAAAUCAGGCCCAUAUUUGAGAUGGCUUAUGUAUCCAUGGCUGAAGUACAGGCAGAAAUUGGCCAACAUCAAGAAGCAGAGGCAAAUUUCCAGAAGGUGCUGAACAUGAAGGAACUGAAUAGGAAUCUUGAGUCUCACAUAGAGCAGGAUAUUCAUUUACGCUAUGGCCAUUACCAAUACUUCCAUCGGCAUUCUGAAAAAGAAGCGAUCACCCAGUUCCUAAAAGGUCUUAAACUGAAAGAAAAAAACUUUGUCUGGAGGAGACUACUGAUAGCUUUGGGGGAUUUGGCCGAAAGUCGUGUUAACCAGAAUGUUCGCCUUGUGGAGAGCACCAGCUUGCUUGGGUUAGUUCACAAACUGAAAGGGAAUAUGAAGGAAGCCGUGAAGUUCUAUGAGAGGGCUCUGAGGCUCACUGAGGAAGUGAAUCCUGAGUUCUGAAUGCAGCUCACAUCUGGGAAGUGAAUGUACUCAUAACUGAGGGUUCCCACCUUCCUUCCUGAUUUCUUUCUCCAUCCUCUUUGUCACCCCUCAUUGUGGUGACUCUAAGGAACUUCCACCCCACUAUAUCUGCUCACUUACUGACCAGAACUGACUCCUGCUGAUCUGCACUCCCUUGAGCUGUGGGAUACUAGGACAUCUUUUCUUUAUGUCUGUGUCUUGGGAAUGUAAUCAUCCAUCUUCUGACUGCCAGUGUCCUGGACAAAGAGGUAUUCUCCAAGGAAGCUUUUACUUUAAGUCAGAAGAUACUCUUAGUACAGUG
Messenger RNA from Peromyscus leucopus (white-footed mouse), 1799 nucleotides. RefSeq names its product interferon-induced protein with tetratricopeptide repeats 1-like. Gene Ontology annotation, cellular component: cytosol. Gene Ontology annotation, biological process: defense response to virus. Gene Ontology annotation, molecular function: RNA binding; protein binding. Lineage: Eukaryota; Metazoa; Chordata; Mammalia; Rodentia; Cricetidae. The record is from RefSeq and is a predicted model, not a curated record. The transcript has a single exon.